AGUAACAGUUUAGAUCUCAGUUAACUAAAGUCAGUCACGAGAUUAAGACAUGUGGUCCGUAGUGCUAUUGAUAUGUAUGUAUGGGUUGGCUCAUGGAUUUUCUCGUGUGGAUCCCCUAGUUUCAACCAGAAGUGGCCUAAUCCGUGGACUUCGCAUCAUUGGAGGGUACGCGCAGUUUCUUGGUAUACCCUACGCAGAAGUCGAUAGAACUAAUCCUUUUGGGCCGGCGUUUCCGCACCCAGGCUUCGAUGAUGUCUUUAAAGCAUACGAAUCCAACAUGUGUCCUCAAGUGUCCCACAACGUCUCGGUUGGAACCUUGGAUUGCCUCACUUUAAACAUUUAUGUACCAGACGCUGCCGAUUCUCGAAACGGCUUACCAGUGAUGGUAUGGAUACACGGAGGCCAUUUCGUUAUUGGCAGUGGCGAUUCAAUUGGCAUACCCGAAUAUUUGUUGGUGGAUGAUGUCAUCGUAAUAUCAAUUAACUACAGACUUGGAGUUUAUGGCUUCAUGUGCCUGGAUAUUCCAGAAGUUUCUGGAAAUCAAGGACUUAGAGACCAAGUGUUGGCUCUGAGGUGGAUCAAUGAGAACAUUGAUUCUUUCGGAGGAGACCCCACAAAAGUCACUAUAUUUGGUGAAAGUGCUGGUGGAAUUUCAGUGAAUCUUCAUUUACUGUCCUCUUACGAAACUCUUUUCCAAAGAGCAAUUAUUCAAAGUGGUCCCGCAACACGCCCGUGGGUAUUGCAAGAUUCUGAUAAUACUGUGCCCAUAAAACUAGCUAGAGCAUUACAUUUUGCAACGGGUGAUAUAACUGAAGCUAUAAUUUUCCUUUCAUCCGUGCAUCCUAAUACACUAGUCAAAACGGCUUAUGACUUAAAAUUGACUUCGUACGUGACUCUAGAAGACAGGCCUGUCACUCUGCCUUGCAUAGAGAAUAAAAUGGAAGGCGUCGAACAUUUCAUAACAGCGCAUACACUAAAUAUAGAAUCGCUUAAACUUAAAAACAUACCAAUCAUAAUAGGUGUGAAUAGUAAUGAAAUGGCUAUGGGCUACGUCAAAGCUAGAGAUGACUACUUUAUGCAUUACGAUUUUGAUUUAAUAAAUUCCGUUGUUGAUUUAACUGAUAAAUUCGGCGAGGCUAUAGACGAUAUAAGACAUUUCUACAUUGGUGAUGAAAAACCUGGAAACAAAGUUAAAGAUGACAUACAACAUUUCUCUUCUGAUGUCUUAUUCAAUUAUCCUACACAAAAAAUGGCUCAACGACUGUUGAGACUUGGUGCCAAAUCUGUAUUUAGAUAUGUUUUCUCGUACAGCGGUGAGAGAAAUAUAAUGAAAAUGAGGUUAAACUUAAAUACCACUGGGGCUGUGCAUGCUGAUGAACUUGGAUAUUUGUUUGAUAGUGAUGAAAUUAAUGGUGACAUCACUCCUAGAGAUCAACUAAUGAUUGAACGACUGUCCAUGAUGUGGACUAACUUCGCUAAAUACGGAGAUCCAACCCCAACAGUUUCAGAGCUACUUCCAGUGAAAUGGGCUCCUAUAUCGAGGACUACACAGCGCUAUCUCAAUCUAGAUUCUGAGCUGACACUCAAAGCUAGACCCUUCCAUGCUAGAAUGGCUUUCUGGGACGUUUUCCAUAAAUUGUACGGAAAUGAACCCAGAAGGAAGCCUUCGGACGGUGAUAGUGGAUACUAUAAAAAGUAG
Molecule: messenger RNA, 1699 nt
Organism: Spodoptera frugiperda (fall armyworm)
Lineage: Eukaryota; Metazoa; Arthropoda; Insecta; Lepidoptera; Noctuidae
Product: cholinesterase 2-like
Exons: 3
Coding region: 50-1699 (549 amino acids)
Source: RefSeq, a predicted model, not a curated record